UAUACGUUGGUCUUUUGUGUAUAUGUACAACUACCAUUGAGUUAUAAACCAAAACAUUACGACGCGACGUCGAGCCUGACAUGACUCGUGAGCGCGACCAAAACUGAGGGGGAUACUGAGCAAUUCAACCAGUCAGAAUCAUAUUCCAGUCAUUUAGUGUUGCCUAAUUAAUCUCGAUUGGCCGGAUUUAGAUUGAUAAAAAUGCAGUCAUUGUUGAUAAGAUGUGGUCCAUUUCAGCGGAUUUUACCUGUAGUCAGUGGCGGAUUAUCGGGUUUUGGGAGAAAUACUCCAAGUCGAAGUUUGACCCUGUCUUCUGCAAACACUCGGGCGAGGAGCUCCGGAGUCGGUGCCAGUGGCCCUGGGGAGAAGCGACAUAACGAAAACACACAGAAGAGAACUGUUCAUGGGGUUGCUAAGCAACAGACGUUUCCUGAUGCCCCUGAAAUACCGCCAUGUGACCACCAGCCCAACAAAUAUGAGGGUAUGUCCUAUGAGGAUGCCAGGCAGGUGCGGAAUGAGUCCAUCAACCCAGCCCUCUUCACCUACUACAGGAACCCUGUGAUGCUUCAUCAUGGGAAGAUGCAGUGGCUCUGGGACGUAGAAGGCAAGCGAUACCUUGAUCUCUUCGGCGGAAUCGUCACAGUCAGUGUUGGACACUGCCACCCACAUGUGACCGAUGCACUGGUCAAACAAGCACACAACCUCUGGCAUACCACAAAUAUCUACAUGCAUCCGGCUAUACAUCAGUAUGCCAAAGACCUAAGAGCUAAACUUCCUGAACACCUUAAUGUGAUAUACUUUGUGAACAGUGGCACUGAUGCUAAUGAUAUGGCUGUUCAGAUGGCCCGUAUGUACACUGGUUCUUAUGAUGUCAUCAGCUUCAGGAAUGCAUAUCACGGUGCCAGCCCAAAUCUGCUGGGCCUAACAGCCAUGAGCAGUUGGAUUUACCCCAUACCAUCUGGCUUUGGGAUGAGGAACACCAUGAAUGCUGACUGCUAUAGGGGACUCUGGGGAGGAAAAUUCUGUCGUGAUUCACCAGUUCAGACCGACCGUGAUUGUGACUGCACGGUAGAAUGCAAGGCAAAGGAUCUCUACCUGGAACAGUAUGCAGAAGUUCUGAGGUACUCUACGGGAAAGAAGAUCGCGGGCUUUUUUGCUGAAGGAAUUCAGGGUGUUGGGGGCACAGUGCAGUACCCUAAAGGACUCUUGGCUGAGAUGUACAAACUGACCAGGGAGAAAGGUGGAGUCUGCAUCUCAGAUGAGGUUCAGACCGGGUUCGGCCGUCUUGGCAGCCAUUUCUGGGGCUUUGAAAGCCAUGGGAUUAUGCCAGAUAUUGUGACCAUGGCAAAAGGAAUUGGAAAUGGAUUUCCCCUUGGAGCUGUUGUGACAACAUCUGAAAUCGCUGCUACAAUGAAGGAAGCUCUCCAUUUCAACACAUACGGAGGAAACCCACUGUCAUGUGCUGUCGGCUCUGCUGUACUUGAGGUGAUCGACAAUGAAGGACUCCAAGCCAACUCUGAGAAUGUAGGUACCCAUCUCCUCCUUGAGUUAGCAAAACUCCGAGACGAGUUCGAGGUUGUUGGUGAUGUCAGAGGAAAAGGUCUUAUGAUCGGGAUGGAAAUGGUUGCAGACAAGGAAACGAGAGCACCCCUCCCUCCUGAUGAAAUGAUGGACAUUUGGGAAGAUACCAAGGAGAUGGGACUUCUUAUAGGCAAAGGAGGAUUUUUUGGACAGGUAUUCCGUAUCAAGCCCCCUAUGUGUAUCACCAAGGAUGACGCUGACUUCACAGUAGCAGUGAUACGUCAGGCACUCCUCAGGCACAGAGACCGUCAAGCAAAGAAAUGAGUGCCUCCUUUCCCAUCGACUCUUUUGAACCAGUAUUACAUUCCCAACAUGCCAGUCAGGGAAUUCAGGGAAUUGGCGAGUUAAGGAAGCUUGUCAAAAGUCUGUGUUGCAUCUUUCAUCAGGAAUCCCAUUACAAAAACAUUUUACAUCUCUUCAUAUCCACUUUCUUGCAUUCUCCAUUAUUUUUUCUACGAUGAAAUGUGAGAAUUUGUCAAAGUCACUUGAAGGAUUCCUGCAGAAAAGACACGGCUCUGCCUUAGGACAAGGUGCCUGUAAGAUGGUAAUUAUACUUGUAGGGUAUGUCUGUGUCUCUCAGCCUCAAAAUCAACAAUAAGUCGCCAGGCGAGGUUCUCUGGAAUCAGCCAAAACAGUGAAUAAGUUAUAAAGCAGUGGCAAAUUCAAGAUUUUGCAAUAGAAGUGGCGCAACUUCCCGCACAAGUAGCAAGUUUGGAAAUAGAGGGGGUGCAGAUUUCCAUUUUCUUAGAUUUUAAUACAUUAAUACAUGUUCAAUGGGCAAUUCUCAAAAUAUAGAGGGGGUGCAUCCCUUGCACCCCCCCCCCCCCUUUGGAUCCAACACUAUAAAGUCAAAUAUAAACUAGAAUAUCAAGAGUUUUUUUGAGACCUUUACAUUUUUGCAGAUUGCUGGGAGAUUCACUGAGCUUGGGCAAGUAUGUCCGAGUGAACCCCAAAUAUCUAAUCCAAUUUUCUCCAUUGUACUUGAGGUACUCACUGACAUUCUUCUACAUUGGAUCAAAUACUAUAUAU
Molecule: messenger RNA, 2610 nt
Organism: Lytechinus variegatus (green sea urchin)
Lineage: Eukaryota; Metazoa; Echinodermata; Echinoidea; Temnopleuroida; Toxopneustidae
Gene: agxt2
Product: alanine--glyoxylate aminotransferase 2, mitochondrial-like
Exons: 13
Coding region: 202-1845 (547 amino acids)
Biological process (GO): glyoxylate catabolic process
Cellular component (GO): mitochondrion
Molecular function (GO): pyridoxal phosphate binding; L-alanine:glyoxylate transaminase activity
Source: RefSeq, a predicted model, not a curated record